AUGGAGAACGCAGUGGAAGUACAAACAAUGAACCUUACCGAGCACAUUCUGGAUGUUCUCCGUCAAGCUCAUUUUGUUAUUGGACAACGUCUCCAGUUAAUUAACCAAAAUCCAAACGGUGAGCAGUCGGAAUUGUAUCAGAAGCUUCGUAUCCAACUGGCGUUCAUCGACGAAAUGAUGAGAUUGGGAAGACGCCCACUGAGUGUAGAGGACCAAGUCUGGCUUAAGGAUGCAUUGAAGAAGGUUUCUUUUUUUGAGUGA
This is a messenger RNA of Caenorhabditis briggsae, 261 nucleotides long. The transcript has 3 exons. Bases 1 to 261 code for a protein of 86 amino acids. Lineage: Eukaryota; Metazoa; Nematoda; Chromadorea; Rhabditida; Rhabditidae. The record is from RefSeq and is a predicted model, not a curated record.